Messenger RNA from Drosophila persimilis, 693 nucleotides. Its product is annotated as proteasome subunit beta type-3. Gene Ontology annotation, cellular component: proteasome core complex. Lineage: Eukaryota; Metazoa; Arthropoda; Insecta; Diptera; Drosophilidae. The record is from RefSeq and is a predicted model, not a curated record. The transcript has 2 exons. Bases 30 to 626 code for a protein of 198 amino acids.
GAGACUAGAUUUAAAUAAGCGUUUCAACGAUGAGCAGCGUCGCGUCUAUUCUGGGCGGCAGUGUUGUGGCCAUGGCCGGAAAUGAAUGCGUGGCCAUUGCUACGGAUCAUAUUAUUCUUCAUGAUGGCGAAAACUACGACUUUGACUACGGAAAUUUGUUCCAAGUGCAUCCGUAUAUAUAUGUGGCACUCUCAGGAUGCGAACAAGAUAUUAUUCGCGUGCGCAAUCGUAUGCUGCUACGUCAGAAUAUGUUCGGCAAUGUAACGCCGGAGAUAUAUGCUAAAAAUCUUUCAAACUACCUCAAAGAGCCCCGUUUGAAGCCCUAUCAAGUCGAGAGCGUUGUAGCCGGACUCAACACCGACACAGUGGAGCCGUUUAUCUGCGGUGUGAAUGGGAGUGGAGAACUCUUGAACUCCGAGGACUUUUCUGCAUCCGGAAAGUGCCCUUUAAUUGGUACCAUGUGCAAGGCUCUCUGGAAACCAGAUCUGAAGCCGUCCGGUCUGUUGGCUGUGAUAUCCGACUCCAUCAUGGGAGGUUCCGAUCUCAAGGGCGCCGACUGCUGGGGUGCCACUAUUUACGUUUUGCACAAGACUUCUGAGGAAGUUGUGGUGCUGCCCAGAGAUUAAUUUUUAAUGUGCAAUGCGUGCGUGUGCGAGUGUGUGCCUAAACAAUAACAAUAACAAUAAAACAAGA